Tupaia belangeri chinensis (Chinese tree shrew) is the source of this 1642-nucleotide messenger RNA. RefSeq names its product glycerol-3-phosphate dehydrogenase 1 like (gene GPD1L). The transcript has 9 exons. The coding region runs from base 1 to 1083 and encodes 360 amino acids. Lineage: Eukaryota; Metazoa; Chordata; Mammalia; Scandentia; Tupaiidae. Gene Ontology annotation, cellular component: cytosol. Gene Ontology annotation, molecular function: NAD binding; oxidoreductase activity, acting on the CH-OH group of donors, NAD or NADP as acceptor; protein homodimerization activity. Gene Ontology annotation, biological process: glycerol-3-phosphate catabolic process; carbohydrate metabolic process. The record is from RefSeq and is a predicted model, not a curated record.
AUGACUGUGAUCCUCCAAGUGAAGGCCAGCAACGAUGGCAAGCAGAUUUCCACUCAGAAAAUGCAGUGCUCCAGGGGUUCAGCUGUUGCAAAAAUAAUUGGUAAUAAUGUCAAGAAGCUUCAGAAGUUUGCUUCUACGGUCAAGAUGUGGGUCUUUGAAGAAACAGUUAAUGGGAGAAAACUGACAGACAUCAUAAAUAAUGACCAUGAAAACGUAAAAUAUCUCCCUGGACACAAGUUGCCAGAGAAUGUGGUUGCCGUCUCCAACCUCAGCGAGGCCGUGCAGGACGCAGACCUGCUGGUGUUUGUCAUCCCCCACCAGUUCAUCCACAGGAUCUGUGAUGAGAUCACCGGGAGAGUGCCCAAGGGAGCUCUGGGAAUUACCCUCAUCAAGGGCAUAGAUGAGGGCCCCGAGGGCCUGAAGCUCAUUUCCGACAUCAUCCGUGAGAAGAUGGGCAUUGACAUCAGCGUGCUGAUGGGCGCCAACAUCGCCAACGAGGUGGCCGCGGAGAAGUUCUGUGAGACCACCAUCGGCAGCAAAGUCAUGGAACAUGGGCUUCUCUUCAAAGAGCUUCUGCAGACCCCGAAUUUCCGAAUUACUGUGGUUGAUGACGCGGACACCGUUGAACUCUGUGGUGCUCUGAAGAACAUCGUGGCCGUGGGAGCCGGGUUCUGCGAUGGCCUCCGCUGUGGCGACAACACCAAAGCCGCCGUCAUCCGCCUGGGGCUCAUGGAGAUGAUUGCCUUUGCCAGGAUCUUCUGCAAGGGCCAGGUGUCCACAGCCACCUUCCUGGAGAGCUGCGGGGUGGCCGACCUCAUCACCACCUGCUACGGAGGCCGGAACCGCAGGGUGGCCGAGGCGUUUGCCAGGACCGGGAAGACCAUUGAAGAACUGGAGAAGGAGAUGCUGAACGGGCAGAAGCUCCAAGGGCCGCAGACUUCAGCCGAGGUCUACCGGAUCCUCAAACAGAAGGGGCUGAUUGACAAGUUUCCGUUGUUUACUGCAGUGUAUCAGAUCUGCUACGAAGGCAGACCGGUUCAAGAGAUGCUGUCUUGUCUCCAGAGCCAUCCAGAGCAUAUAUAAAACGAACCGUGCCGUGCGUCGGGGAAAGGUCUGCCUUCCCAGCCAGCCCGUUGAGUUCACAUGGAAACCACGACUUGGCCACAAGACGUUUGCCUAAUGUAAUCCUACCCUGGAUGCGCGUGGAGUUGUGCAGGCGUGCGCAGUCAGACGCAGUCCGUUGACGCUGAGAUGUACAGGGCAACAACUAAACACACAUGCAAACAUGAGUGUGUGUUCCUCUUUCCUUCUGUGGGUGUUUCCGUGACCCAAACGAAAGGUCCUUUUUCAAAAACUGCUUUCGAAAUUCCCCCUCCUUGGUAGUGUAUCAGAUUGGAACUAACUCAGCUAAGAUUUUUUUUUUCAAUGUAAUUCAUAUGUAUUUGAGUGGAAGAAUUCUUUUUUUCUUUCUUUGGGUAUUAAAUUUUAACCAGCAUUAACAUGAUAGCCAGAAUGGACGAGUGAGUGCGUUAGGGAUCAACUUAUUUAACUUUUAACACUAUCUCAAAGCCAGCAUAAUGAACUCCUUCAAUCGUGGACUGAUCAUUUUUUUUUUUAAUAUGAGAUCUUUUUAAUUAGAUAA